GGCCGUCCUAUCUCAACGCUGCAAUGAUAACGCCGUGCGCACGAGUGAUGGCGGUGGCCACUUUCGCAACGACGCGAUGCGGUUCCUUCCUCUAUGGUGGCGCACGAUUCGCUCGAACGGGUGCCAAGCAGUUUGCCGCGCUGCAUUCAAGCGCGCAAGUUGAACAGACGACGAAAGAUCAUGAGUCACUCUCCCGGAGUAACGCUGACGAUGCCUCUCUGGACAGCGUGCUGAUCUCGACGAACCCAGAUCUUGUGGUGGACCAUAUGAAAGCUAGGCGGAUGGGUGAAGAUAGCGUGGAAGCUGUACAUAGGAUAGGAGACCUCAUGGACAAUCGACGCGAGCUCAUCAUGACCAAGGAGGAUGCUCUCAAACAGCGGAACGCAAUGUCAGCUCAGAUCGGCAAGCUGAUGAAGGCAGGACAGGCCAAAGAGGCCGAGGAAAAGAAGAACGAAGUACAGAGUAUCAACAAGAUCGCUGGCUCUGCCGAAGAAGAUUUGAACGAGGUGGACAGCGAGUUGAACACGUUAUUGAUGCGCCUGCCAAACCUGCUGGACUCACGGGUGCCAGACGGUGACGGGGAGGAGGAGAACGUUGUUGUGGCUGAAUGGGGGCAGGAAUACAUCAAGAACGGGGAGGAAUAUCUUUGGCACGACGAAGUGGCGAUAAAAUUAGGAGGGUGGGAUCCUGAGGGAGCGGCGAGGAUAUCUGGUGCGAGGUUUUCUGUUUUGAAAGGCCCGCUCGCGCGUUUGGAGCGUGCUCUGGGUCAGUGGCUGCUUGAUGUUCACACGACGGAGCAUGGAUACACAGAGGUGUCUCUCCCGCUACUGGUGACACGGAGCUCAUUGGAAGGAACGGGACAGCUGCCAAAGUUUGAAGAAGAUCUCUUCAAAACCAACCAUCUGGUGGCGAAUGAGGAUAGCUUCUUGAUUCCAACCGGCGAAGUUCCUUUGACCAAUCUUCUCCGAGGCCAGCUUCUCGACAAAGCUCAGCUGCCGAUGUCUUUGGUGGCUCUUACACCUUGCUUUCGAGCGGAGGCGGGAUCAGCAGGACGGGAUACCCGCGGGCUACUUCGCCAGCAUCAGUUUUUGAAGGUGGAGUUGGUGAAGUUCACAACGCCUGAAGAUAGUCGCAACGAGCACGAGGCACUGACGCAGCACGCAGAGGCCGUUUUGAAGGCGCUCAAGCUACCUUUUCGAAGAGUAUCGUUGUGCAGCGGUGACAUCGGGUUCGGUGCACGUCUGUGUUACGACUUGGAAGUUUGGAUGCCCGGACAAGGCGCCUUCAGGGAAAUCUCGUCGUGCAGUAAUUGCCAAGACUUCCAGGCGCGUCGCAUGAAUCUACGCUACCGAGAACCGACGCCAGAAGCCAAGAAAAAGAAGUCACGCAACUUGCCGUGCCACACCAUCAACGGAUCAGGAGUUGCUGUUGGCCGUGCGCUUGUGGCCGUGCUGGAGAACUACUACAACCCAAUCGAUGGGUCUGUCAGUAUUCCGGAUGUUCUUCGGCCUUACAUGGGAGGCGCUGAAAAACUGGAAUCUGUGCCUCAAUAA
Ectocarpus siliculosus is the source of this 1553-nucleotide messenger RNA. The record is from the annotation of a GenBank genome assembly. NCBI's taxonomy places the organism in Eukaryota, Phaeophyceae, Ectocarpales, Ectocarpaceae.